AUGCUGAGGCCUCUGCUGAUCCCCUUGACAUACUUCUGUCUUCAAACCUGGCUGGGAAUCCCUCAGGCACAAUGCCAGGUGGAGCUGAGCAUGAUGGAUGACGCUUUUGAUGACCAGUAUAUAGGAUGUGCUGAAAAAAUGGAUGGAAUUGCACCUGAACUGCUAGAGAAAGAAAAGUCCAUGUCCUCAGUGUUUAGCACAGUGUGGGAAAACUCAGGGGGAAAAUGGCAAAGUAUAAAACCUGAGCUUUCUCUCCCCAAAGACUUUAAAGAUGAGCAUGGAAGAGCCAUAAUAGCCUAUACUGACAAUUACUUUCACAGUGAGUUGAAUAAGGCAGUGAGAGGGAAUGGGACAUCUCGAGCUCAUUACAUGGCCAGUUUCCAGUUCAAAGCCUUUCAUUAUUACUUGACAAGAGCUUUACAGCUCUUACGAGGGAGGUGUGAUGUGAUGUACAAAAGGACGGUGUACCGGGGGGGUAAUGUCAGUUUUCAGCACACGGGAUCAGGUCACAUUAGGUUUGGAUACUUCGCCUCUUCGACUUUUGAUAUAAAAGUAGCUAAGGAAUUUGGCAACGGCACAUUGUUCACCAUCCACACGUGCUUUGGUGUUGAGAUCAGGAACUUCUCACACUUUCAGGAGGAGGAAGAAGUGUUAAUCCCAGUCCAUGAGAUAUUCAAUGUGGCCCAAGGACAAAGGAGUAACUGCUCUGUCCUACGGAGCACAAACCGGACCUGCAGCCAUUUUAACUGCGCGUACCUGGGUGGAAAGAAGAACCAAAUAUGUGUUGACAACUCCGCUACCAGAGGUGGCCUGGCCUUCCCCGGUGAGCUGAGCCCUUCACUGUUUGGAGGAUCCAUCAUCCUGAUCCACGUUGCUGCUCUGAAGCUGUUUGCCAGUUUCUAA
This is a messenger RNA of Mauremys reevesii (Reeves's turtle), 903 nucleotides long. RefSeq names its product ecto-ADP-ribosyltransferase 5-like. Gene Ontology annotation, molecular function: NAD+-protein-arginine ADP-ribosyltransferase activity; NAD+ poly-ADP-ribosyltransferase activity. The record is from RefSeq and is a predicted model, not a curated record. The transcript is spliced from 4 exons. Lineage: Eukaryota; Metazoa; Chordata; Testudines; Geoemydidae. The coding region runs from base 1 to 903 and encodes 300 amino acids.